AUGCCCGCAUUACUAGAAAACGACUUGAGACGUCUCUCUGAAUCAAACUUCGAAACAGAUAUCAUUACCUUGUCCAGAUUCUUGCUGGACAACCAGAAGGACAUAAAAUUCGCAACAGGCGAGUUCACGCUGUUGCUGAACGCUUUGCAAUUCGCAUUCAAAUUCAUCUCCCAAACAAUCAGAAAGGCAGAGCUGAUCAACUUGGUUGGGCUCUCCGGCACUUCAAACUCAACUGGGGACGAUCAAAAGAAGCUAGACGUGCUCGGCGAUGAAAUCUUCAUCAACACAAUGAAAGGGUCUGGCAACGUCAAGGUUCUGGUCUCCGAGGAACAGGAGGAUCUUAUUGUCUUCAACAACGCCGAGGGAGGUUACGCAGUCUGCUGCGAUCCCAUCGAUGGUUCUUCCAAUUUGGACGCCGGUGUCUCCGUGGGGACAAUCGUAUCCAUUUUUAGACUUUUGCCAGGCUCCAAAGGCUCCAUUAAGGACGUGCUGAGGUCCGGGAACGAUAUGGUUGCCGCUUGUUACGCUAUGUAUGGUGCAUCGACUCAUCUGUUGUUGACCACUGGCGCGGGUGUCAAUGGUUUCACGUUGGACACAGAAAAAGGUGAGUUUAUUUUGACACAACCAGACUUACGUUUGCCAUCCUCAAGAAGCAUUUACUCCAUAAAUGAGGGAAACACGAAGCACUGGGAUGCAAAAAUCCAGAAGUUCAUAGAUAGUUUGAAAACGUGCGAAAAUAACUACUCUUCAAGAUACAUUGGUUCGAUGGUAGCUGAUAUGCAUAGAACCUUCCUAUACGGUGGUUUAUUUGCAUAUCCAGCCGACAAAAAAUCCCCUAAUGGUAAAUUAAGGUUGCUGUACGAGGCAUUCCCAAUGGCAUUCUUGGUCGAGCAAGCGGGUGGUAAAGCGGUUAAUGACGAAGGUAAAAGAAUUCUGGAUCUAGUCCCAAAGAACAUCCACGACAAGUCGUCGGUCUGGUUAGGCUCACAAGAUGAGAUUGAUAACUACUUGAAAUUUAUUUCCCAACCUUAA
This is a messenger RNA of Tetrapisispora phaffii CBS 4417, 1032 nucleotides long. RefSeq names its product fructose 1,6-bisphosphate 1-phosphatase (gene FBP1). Gene Ontology annotation, biological process: sucrose biosynthetic process; fructose 1,6-bisphosphate metabolic process; fructose metabolic process. The transcript has a single exon. Lineage: Eukaryota; Fungi; Ascomycota; Saccharomycetes; Saccharomycetales; Saccharomycetaceae. Gene Ontology annotation, cellular component: cytoplasm; cytosol. Gene Ontology annotation, molecular function: fructose 1,6-bisphosphate 1-phosphatase activity. The record is from RefSeq and is a predicted model, not a curated record. The coding region runs from base 1 to 1032 and encodes 343 amino acids.